Messenger RNA from Triplophysa rosa, 1864 nucleotides. It is a transcript of the gene cep55l, whose product is annotated as centrosomal protein 55 like. Lineage: Eukaryota; Metazoa; Chordata; Actinopteri; Cypriniformes; Nemacheilidae. The record is from RefSeq and is a predicted model, not a curated record. Gene Ontology annotation, biological process: regulation of phosphatidylinositol 3-kinase/protein kinase B signal transduction; mitotic cytokinesis. The transcript has 9 exons. Bases 104 to 1417 code for a protein of 437 amino acids.
CGCAGGACGCGCAGCUUUUAAACUUGUCUUCAGUGUUGCGGAAGUGAGACGUGACCGUUUCUUCUUCACGCAUUGACAAUUUUCUCAUCAAUUCAUUCCAGAUAUGGCAGCGAAUGGAGCCAAAGAGGCUCUUGUGAAUAAACUGGGCUUUAAAAGCAGCAGCAGCUCGAAGUCAGCAGAGAUGGAGAUGGAGAAGCUGAAGAGAGAGAAUGAGCAGCUGAAGAGGAGUUUAGAGCAAACGAAGAGAAAUGGAAAACAUUCAGAUCCUGACAGAGCCAAACUGCUGGAGAGGAUUUUAGCCCUGGAGACGCUGAGAGAGAAGAACUCUCAGCAGCUGCUGGGGAAAGAUCAGGAGAUGUCCAGUCUGAGAGAACAGCUGCGGGCCGCACACGGGGACGUGGUGUCCUCACUGCAGGACAAACUCCUGCAGAAACAACAGGAGGCUCAGCAGAGAGAGAGCCAGUUUCAGGCCCUGUCAAAAGAGACAGAAGACCUGAAAAACAAGUGUUGUGCUGUAUCUCAGAGGUGUGAAGAACUCGAGAAACAAAAGGGUCCCUCUGGUGAGCAGGCAGCGGUUCAGGAGCAUUUGAGGGAUGCUCUGGAGAAGAACCAGAGCUGGCUGAUUUAUGACCAGCAGCGGGAGGCCUACGUUCAGGGGAUUAUGGCCAGGACCCGGCAGCUGGAGACUCAGCUGAAUGAAGCGCUCCAGCAAGAGCACAAAGAAGCCAAUUCAAAUGGAGAGUCGGGGCAGCUGCUGGAGGCCGAACAGGCCCGGGCCAGCCGGAUCCAGGCAGAACUCAAUGAUCUGAGAGUGAAGUAUGAGGAGAGGAGCAGGGAAGCGGCGGAGGCCCGUGAGCAGCUGCAGGAGGAGAGGAAGAACAGCAGAGAGGCUCUGUUAGAGGAGAGGAGGUGUUCUGCUGAACGAUCCGCCCGACUUCAAUGUGAGCUGGAGACGGUCAAUACCAGACUAGAGGAGGAGAGGAGGAGAGUGUCCGAGCUACUGCAACAGGUGAAUGUCUUGCAGAAGUCUUUGGUGAGGCAGCAGGAAGAGAAGAAGAGGAUCUCUGUCCUUGAACAGCAGAUCCAUUUGUCGGCCAAAGAAUCUGAAAGUGAAAAACUGGAGCGUCAAACUUUGCAACAUCAGCUCCACAAAGUUUUGAAGGAGCUUCGUAAGGCCAGAGACCAGAUUACACGACUGGAGUCUUCAAAACAGCAACGAGAGUCUCGAUUCUCCGAGCCCAGCUCUUGUAACAGGAUGGAUUUUGAGAGAUUGACUAUUCAAGAUCAAGCCACAUCUCCAUCUAAAGUCCAGAGCUUAAUGAACGAGAGCUUUCUGGAGUGUCCUGUCUGUUGUGCUUCCUACCCCGCCAACCAGUACAGAGAGCUCCUCGCUCACCUCGACCUCUGCUUCAGCUGAACCCCCCUCACAAACACACCAGAGAGAUUCUACACACUCCUCCUUCACUGCGCUCACAAGCUUGUUUUGAUUCCUGCUGUUUUAGGGCUUUGCUUGUCACCAUUCCAAAGAUAUCUCUCAGUAUUUUAUAUUUUCUGUCAUUUUAUUUUGUUUCCAAGUGUGUUAAUAGCAUCAAACUUUUGAAUUCUUGAAUUUCAAAAGUUUGAAGAAACCUUCCUAGAACAAUCGUAGAGGUAUUUGUUUACAUGGGGAAUUUAAAAAUGUUUUAAUUUAUGAAUUCUAAUGUGAAUUUUAUUGUCUUGGUUUUCUUUAUGUGCAGGAUUCUUUUAACAUGCAGUACUUAUGUUUAUAUUUUGAAGUUCAGUACUAUACAGUAUACGCGACCACUGUACUUGAUAGUUAACCAUGAACAUCAGUGAAUCAUCUGCUUGAAUUAAUAAAAACAAA